AUGGAAGGUUUUGAUGAAGAAAUUGAAGAGCCAGUUAGUCCUACAGGCCAAUAUUUGAAUAGCUCUUCUCUUUGUGUGAGCAUUUUAGGUAUCUUAGAAUCUGAGAUUCCAAUUGAUGAUCAUCAAACUUUGUCACUUCUUCAAAAUGUGUUCCUUCCCAUCAAUACACGUUUCUCUUCCAUUAUGAUUAAUGACCAAAAUGGAGAGAAGAAAUGGAAGAAAGUUGAAGUCAACCUACAAGAACAUGUACACAUUCCAAAAUUUCCAUCAACCAAUUCAUCACUCUAUGAUGAAAAUCUUGAAGAUUAUAUGUCCAAAAUAUCAAUGGAACAUUUACCUCAAAAUAGGCCACUUUGGGAAAUUCACAUUAUCAAAUAUCCAACAAAAGAUGCAGCUGGAACCCUAGUAUUCAAACUUCAUCAUGCCCUUGGAGAUGGUUUCUCUUUAAUGGGAGCUCUUCUUUCUUGUUUAGAAAGAUAUGAUAACCCUUCUCUUCCAUUCACGUUACCGACAAGUCAAAGACCUAAAUCGGUUUUUAACCCGAAACCAUUUUUUAAAAGAUCAAUUUUGUUUCCAUCAACAUUCUUCUCUAAGGUUUUUAAUACUGUUUCUGAUUUUGGAUGGAGUAUGUUGAAAAGUAGUUUGGUUGAAGACGAUGUUACACCAAUUAGGUCUCGUGCUGACGAUAUCAAGCUCAGGAAAAUUAUCAUCUCAAGUGUGAAUUUCUCUAUGGAUCGCAUCAAAGAAGUUAAAUCAAGACUUAGAGUGAGCACAAAUGAUGUAAUAGCUGGCUUAAUUUUCUAUGGAAUUAGAUUAUACAUGGCCCAAAUGAAUCAAGAAUCAAGCAAACACAAAUCAACAGCAUUGGUAUUACUAAACACAAGAAACAUUGGAGGUUACAAAUCACUUAAGGAGAUGGUUGAGAUUAAGAAAAACACUCAAAAUUCUAUUUGGGGAAAUCAAUUUGCAUUUUUGCAUGUUCCAAUUCCAGAACUGAGUGAUACAAGUAUUGAUAAUCCAAUUGAAUUUAUUUGGGAAGCUCAAAAAGAAAUUAAUAGGAAGAAAAAUUCUUUGGCCACACCUCUUACUGGUGUGGUUUUAAAUAUGGUGAAGAAAUUGAGAGGCCCUGAGGCUUCAGCUAGAUUUGUAUACAACACUUUGAGAAAUUCAAGUGCAACAUUUUCAAACAUAAUUGGACCAGUGGAAAAAAUGGCUUUAGCUAACCAUCCAGUUAAGGGUUUAUACUUUAUGGUUGUAGGUCCACCAGAGAGUUUAACUAUAACGAUGACAAGCUAUAUGGGAAAGUUAAGAAUUGCAUUUGGAUUGGAGAAAGAUUUCAUUGACAAACAAAAAUUCAUGUCAUGCAUUGAGACUUCUCUUGAGAUGAUGAUUACAGCAUCAAGAAAGAUUUCUAAAUAA
Molecule: messenger RNA, 1419 nt
Organism: Lathyrus sativus (Indian pea)
Lineage: Eukaryota; Viridiplantae; Streptophyta; Magnoliopsida; Fabales; Fabaceae
Source: the annotation of a GenBank genome assembly